This is a messenger RNA of Anolis sagrei ordinatus, 1652 nucleotides long. It is a transcript of the gene SPAG7, whose product is annotated as sperm associated antigen 7. The record is from RefSeq and is a predicted model, not a curated record. NCBI's taxonomy places the organism in Eukaryota, Metazoa, Chordata, Lepidosauria, Squamata, Anolidae. Gene Ontology annotation, molecular function: nucleic acid binding.
ACGCCGCCGCCGGUCUGUGGGCGGGGCUUCGCUGAGGCUGUCCAAGAUGGCGGAGCUGGACUUGCUGGGCUCGAUCCUGAGCUCCAUGGAGCCUCCGCCCAGGCUGGGAGACCGCGAGGCCCGGAGGGCGAAGGAGGAAACGGCCCGGCUGAAGAAGCUGCAGGAGCAGGAAAAGCGCCAGAAAGUGGAGUUCCGGAAGCAGAUGGAGAAAGAGGUGUCGGACUUCAUCCAGGACAGCAGCCAAACCAAGAAGACAUUCCAGCCCAUGAACAAGAUCAAGCGAAGUAUCCUGCACGACGUGGUGGAAGUGGCCGGCCUCACCUCCUUCUCCUUUGGCGACGAAGAGGACUCCCGAUACGUCAUGAUCUUCAAGAAGGAGUUUGCCCCGUCAGAUGAAGAGCUGGAGGCCUACCGCCGAGGAGAAGAGUGGGACCCACAGCAGGCCAAGGAGAAGCGGAGGCUCAAGGAACUGGCCCAGCGUCAGGAGGAAGAGGAGGCCCGGAAGGGUCCCACAGUGGUCAACCCCAACACCGACUACAAGGAUAAGUAUAGCCACCUCAUCGGCAAAGUGGCCGCCAAGGACGCCGCCCACGCCAUGGAGCCCAACGUGGCCUACGGAUGUGUUCCUGUCGCCAACAAGAGAGACACGCGCUCCAUCGAAGAGGCCAUGAACGAGAUCCGGGCAAAGAAGCGCCUGCGGCAGAACGAAGACGGGGCCCCUCCUUUGGCCCCCAGCAGCACCACCUCCUCCUCCUCCUCCACGUCUUCCUCCUCCUAGGACUCUGUUUUUGCAAGGCGUCGUGUUGUCAGCCAGGGGAACCUUGUCUCCUGCCCUGAGGCUGCUGUUUGUGAGUCUGUUUCGAAGGAAGGGGGUCUCUGGAGGGGAGGGGAAGCCCUUCCUGUGGCCCCUUCCCCUCCCCAUCCCUCCCUUUGAGUCUUUUGAGUAUUUAACCCCCUGGCCUAGGAUUGCCUUGCCUUUUAAUAUUGCCAGACGGACUGCGACGACGUUGUCUGAGCCAGAAGCCACGAGGAGGGACUCGGGGUGCGUGUGUGUGUUUGUUUGCAAGCACUGAGGAAAUCACGGGUGGCCAACCCAGCCCCACAGCCUCCCUUGACCCAUGGGAGGAGCCUGAGCUCCUCUUCCCCUGCCCCCAAACCCAGAGAGAGGGUCCUAACUCCGUCCUGCCACCCUUUCCCUUCGCUUCUCCCCUUUGAGGAAUCAGUGGGAGGCUGAGUUGCCAAGCGGCUUCCUUGCCACCAGGAGGCACUGUUGCCCAGCUUUUCUGAUGGUGGAUUCUGCAACCCACGGCCAGUGAUAGUGGACGUCCCAGAAGGGCGCUUCCCCCGGUCCUGGCACCAGUGAGAGGUGCGGACCCCCUGCACCAGAGUCACCCCCUCUCUGUUCUUGGCAAGGUUCCUUUUUUAUAUAUGUAUAUAUAUGGGGAGAGAGCGAGAAGCGGCAUUUCAGCCUGCUGUGGGGAAGCUGCCGGGCGCCUCCUGCCGCUUCCUGCUCCUCUGCCCACUUCCUGUUUUUGUGGCGUCUGGGUGUCGGUCCCGCAGGCAAACGGGAGGAAGGGAGGGAGGGAAGGGGGCAAGGUGCGUGCGUGCGUGCGAGUGUCUGCGCCUCCCAUUAAAGGCUUGUUUUGGAGUGC